UAGAGUUCGGAUCUAAACUUGCAGCCUCUUCGAAGAGGAGUUGUUUUUAGCACAUUGUAGCAGAAUGUAACGUGUUUCUGUGACGUAUUUUCUCUCAGACACUCCAGUGACAGUAGGGCUCCUUGUACAACGUAACAGUAUUCUUGAAGAUGGUUCGAAGGCAACUGGGCAGAUGCUGCCACCCCAAUGGGUUUGCACAACCCAACUUCUUCAACCUCAGCUUCCUCACCUUCGAUACGUCGCAGAAUGGCCCCACGAAUCUCCAGUGAAAAUUCCAAGAUGGACCGCAGCACUGGAAACAGUAGCGAUAUAGGCACUGGAUCAAGGUUGUCGGACCUUGAGAGCCAAGAAUGGCUUCCAGACGAGCAUGUUACCCUGGAGUAUAAAGAACCCCUUCUAGGUGAUGAGGCUGAGCUGAAAGCGAAGCCAAGGGAUGGUCUUCAUCGGGACUUGGUGUCAAAGGCCGCUGAACCUCUGUGGUCCAUAGGGAUUCAAGUGUUUGUGCCGUUCCUAAUUGCAGGCUUUGGGACUGUAGGUGCUGGACUUGUGCUCGAUAUCAUUCAGCAUUGGAUUGUCUUCCAAAAGGUUUCAGAGCUUUUUAUACUGGUGCCAGCAUUAUUAGGAUUGAAAGGAAAUCUUGAAAUGACAUUAGCUUCUCGGCUGUCUACACAGGCCAACCUCGGAAAUAUGGAUACGUCAUUAGCACAGUGGAAAAUGGCAACAGGAAACCUUGCGCUUCUCCAGUGUCAAGCGACCGUGGUAGGUUUUCUGGCGUCCCUGUUUGCCAUGGUCAUGGGUUGGAUUCCAGAUGGGGAGUUCAGUUGGAAACAUGCACUGCUACUGUGCUCAAGCAGCCUUGUCACGGCGAGCGUGGCCAGCCUGGUCCUGGGUACAGUGAUGAUUGGCGUCGUAAUAAUGUCACGCAAGUGCCACAUUAACCCGGACAACGUUGCCACCCCCAUAGCCGCAUCACUGGGGGAUCUGACAACACUUGCACUUUUAGCAGUUGUAUCCAGCUUUCUUUACACAAAACUUGAAACAGAUAUAUGGUUUGUGGCAGCCAUUCUCAUUGGGUUUCUAAUGCUACUUCCUCUAUGGGGCAUAGUGGCUUGCGGCAAUCCACACACUAGAGAGGUUCUUCACACUGGGUGGUGUCCCGUUAUUUCUGCCAUGAUGAUAUCAAGUGUUGGAGGGUGUAUACUGGAUUUUACAGUAUCAAAGUUUCAUGGUGUGGCAGUGUUUCAACCAGUAAUCAACGGUGUAGGAGGGAACCUAGUGGCGGUACAAGCAAGCCGAAUCUCGACAUUCCUUCAUCAAAAGUCAGAAUUGGGGUCUUUGCCCGUGUUGGAUUCAAGGGUCUGUGUCAGCCCAUUGUCCGCCUUCUUUGGCAAAAGCAUUCACUCGAGGACGGCAAGGGUGCUGCUCCUCAUGGUUCUUCCAGGCCAUCUAGUUUUUACUUACGGCAUUCGUCUGCUGAAGGCAGGCCAUACAUCUGUUACACCCAUGUUCCUAUCUGUCUAUCUACCAGCUGGUGUCAUACAGGUGUUCCUCCUUCUGUACAUUGCUCAUGUGAUGGUGCAUUGGAUGUGGACUCAGGGCAUGGAUCCUGACAACUCUGCCAUUCCGUACCUCACAGCCCUCGGAGAUCUGAUUGGCACUGCCCUUUUGGCCUUGUCUUUCCUCCUGCUGAGUGUACUCGGUGAUGGUGAUUCUGAUGUUGGAGAUUGACAGUAUGCCUUUGCUCCAAAGUUUGUUGUACAUUGCUUUUCGAACAUUACCACCCUCCUGCCUUUCACCGUGUCCCGAGGCUGUAUAUACUGUGAUGCAUCAAUGCUGCCCAAAGAACUGCGAUCUCACGACUGCUAUGCGACGUUUCUUCGUAGCCUUGUGCAACGGUGAUAACAUUCGACUGAGAAGGAUAGGACAAGCAAAAAUGCACGGGAGUACUCUGUAUGCAAGAAUUGUUAUGACUAAGUAUCCCUGGUUUUCUGCUGCGGCAAAUUCAAAAUUCUGCGGCACAGUCUUGUAAAUUGGCUGCUGGAAAUGGGAAACACUUUAUUUCCUUGGAUAAUGUGGGAACAAAAAAAUAUUUUACUACGUUAUAGAUUCGAAGCACUGUUGCGGCUCAGCAUUACAUACAUGAUAUCUUGUUGAAAGAAGGAAGUCACUGAAAAGGAUAGCCAGCUGUAGGACUCGAACCCACAUCUUCUGGAUUGCCGGUCCAGGGCUCUACCAAUUGAGCUAAGCUAACACGCCUUCUCAGCGGCUUCCAGGGUGCGACUUCCUUCUAUGUUGUUUCAGCCUCAGAACAUCAGUUGUUUCAUGUUCAACAGUUGCCGCCUGCGUCGAUCCCGUCGUAUGAAUGUGUGUAUGAGUGAGAGAGAAUGGCCGGUUUGUCCCUUCAGAUGACGCACCCUGGAAGCCGCUGAGAAGGAGUGUUAGCUUAGCUCAAUUGGUAGAGCCCUGGACCGGCAAUCCAGAAGAUGUGGGUUCGAGUCCUACAGCUGGCUAACCUUUUCAGUGACUUCCUUCUUUCAUCCUUCAUAUUUGUCCCUUCUAUGUUGUUUCAGCUUCAGAACAUCAGUUCUUUCAUGAUAUCUUGUGUUCUCCUCUGACAAAGAAUGCCAUCUAUAGCCUGCUGUCAUUUCAUACUUGCUGAAACAUCUUCCGGCAUGUACAGAGGUUUUAGGAAGGUUAUAGGAAGGAGCUUACAAUACAUGCCCUGUGGAAGUUAUAUCUUUAGGAGACCAUUUUGUUUCUGGUCUGUAGGCAUUAUUUAAGAGUCUUUAAAGGCAAACUCCCAAACAUCAAAUCAAAAUGCCCCACUACCACCGCCAAACUGCGCACGGGAGGGACGCCGCCUCUUCCUCAGGCGGAGUAUGCACAGUAAACCUGGGCUAACGUUACCUUAAGCUAAACUACAAUCUGUCUGUGCUGGUCCUGCGGCAUGGGCAAAUUUGUAAACCAUGCUUCACCUCAUGCAGGGAAGCGUCAGGUGAAGCCCACCUUCGGGAGGAAUCGUUCAUAUUCCACGAAUAGUUGGAUAUUCGGAAAUCCGAAUAUUGGGUUUUCGAUUCGUAAAUGAAAUACCGAGUGAUUGAUAUUUGACUCCAAUUCGAGAACUGAUAUACCUGCACACCCCUAAAAAUUUGGGAUUUCAUGAAAUUCCGUGCCAAACGAAGAAUUCCGCGAUGAAUUCCGGAUUCCGCGGAAUCGCGGAAAACGCGGGGCCUUAGUCAUAACACAAGCAAAUUGCAUCACAUCAUCCUAUCUAAACAGAAUGCUUUCAACGGGGCAGCCCUGCACAGGAUCAUGAUAUGCUACGAUAGGGGCAACCACUCGAUGAGAUGUUGCCCAGGGCUAUAAAAUCUAUACCAGCUGGCUUGCACGCUUCUGCUCUGUUCAUCGUACAAUAUUCUGGUACAUAUUCGCGGUACAUGGUUCUCUGUGUGUACAAGAAACAGCCUUGUUCAGAGUUCAAGACUUGUCAUCUUGGGAUAGGUUGAAACCUCAGAAAGUGACUUUCUCACCGACAAUGUUCAUUGCUGUACGGAAGCCACUCCCCUGCAUUUUGAUAAGUGGAGUGGUGGUGGCCUAUUUUGCAGGUAUGUGCUGGCGUGUUUGUGUAUCCAACAGUGGAUAUAAGUACACAUAUACCAAAGUAUAUUUUGUUAUAUUUCGGCGACUAAAUGAUAGUGCGCUGUAGAGCUCUAGCUCAUCCUUGUCAUCACCAAAUGUACUUAAAUACUGGUAUUUCUCAAGGAUGUUGUGUUGACAAUCUCAAUUAAAAGCCAGCGCAUUUGAACACACCUGAGACAUCUUCUCCAACCUUCUGUUGCUCCCUGACGUUAGAGUGUAUGUCGUCAAUAGAAAAUGCGACAUAACCCUGAUGCAUAUGCUUGCAGGUUGAUUGGGAUCUCGCAAGCCCCAAAAAAUACAAUGAGGAUGCUUGCCCAGGCUUUUUUUUAACCGUUACAGUCGUGAUUGUUGCUUUUGUGGCAUUCAUUAUUUGCAUUCAUCAAAUAAAAACACGUAAUGAGCAUAUCA
Molecule: messenger RNA, 4047 nt
Organism: Ornithodoros turicata
Lineage: Eukaryota; Metazoa; Arthropoda; Arachnida; Ixodida; Argasidae
Product: solute carrier family 41 member 1-like
Exons: 12
Coding region: 187-1728 (513 amino acids)
Biological process (GO): monoatomic cation transport
Cellular component (GO): plasma membrane
Molecular function (GO): monoatomic cation transmembrane transporter activity
Source: RefSeq, a predicted model, not a curated record